AUGGCUGAUGCAAUGGAUAUUGAAACACUUGUUAUUGACUGCGGAAGUGGAAUGACCAAGUCUGGGUUUGCUGGGGAUGAUGCUCCAAGGACUGUUUUCGAAAGUAUAGUUGGUGUUCCUCGUCAUACUAGCUCCAUGCUUGGUAUGGGACAAAAAGAUGCCUAUGUUGGUGAUGAAGCUCAGACUAAAAGAGGUAUGUUGACUCUGAAAUAUCCCAUUGAACAUGGCAUGGUAAAAAACUGGGAUCAUAUGAAGAAACUUUGGCAUCACAUAUUUUACAAUGAACUCCGUGUUGAUCCCGAGGAGCAUCCCAUUCUUCUGACUGAAGUGCCACUUAACCCCAAAGCAAACAGGGAGAAAAUGACCAAAAUCAUGUUUGAGAAAUUCAGUGUUCCAUCCAUGUAUGUCGCAAUCCAGGCUGUUCUCUCUCUGUUUGCUAAUGGUCGGCUAACUGGCAUUGUGCUUAAUUCUGGUGAUAGUGCGGCCAACACGGUCCCCAUCUAUGAGGGACAUGCAGUUCCUCAUGCUAUCUCGUGGUUAGGUCUUGGUGGUCGUGAUAUUACAAAUUACCUCACGAGGAUUCUCUCCGAGGGUGGUUAUGUAUUUCAUGGUACGAUAAGAGAAAAUAAUGUUACUAGGCGUAUGAAGGAGACAAUUACUUAUGUUGCACUGGAUUUUGAACAGGAGAUUGAAAAGGCAAAAAACAGAUCUUCAGUUGAGAAGGCCUUUGAGCUUCCUUCUGGACAAGUCCUUAAUGUUGGUGCUGAGAGGUUCCGUUGUCCUGAAGUCCUAUUUUUCCUAUUUCAGCCAUCAUUGGUCGGAAAGGGACCGACAGGAGUCUAUGAAAAAGUCUACAAUUCAAUCAUGAAAAGUGAUGUUGAUAUUAGAAAGGAUUUAUUUGCAAACAUUGUGCUUAGUGGUGGCUCAACUAUGUUUCCUGGCUUAGCAGAAUGUAUGAACAAGGAAAUCACUGCUCUUGCUCCAAGGGGAAUGAAGAUCGAGGUGAUUGCACCACCUGAGAGGAAGUACAACACCUGGAUAAGAUGA
This is a messenger RNA of Solanum stenotomum, 1047 nucleotides long. Its product is annotated as actin-104-like. Bases 1 to 1047 code for a protein of 348 amino acids. The record is from RefSeq and is a predicted model, not a curated record. Lineage: Eukaryota; Viridiplantae; Streptophyta; Magnoliopsida; Solanales; Solanaceae. The transcript has 4 exons.